Spirometra erinaceieuropaei is the source of this 1017-nucleotide messenger RNA. NCBI's taxonomy places the organism in Eukaryota, Metazoa, Platyhelminthes, Cestoda, Diphyllobothriidea, Diphyllobothriidae. The record is from the annotation of a GenBank genome assembly.
AUGACAACGACGCCGUCAUCAGCUGAUAAGAACCGCCUAGACAAAGCCUACGUAGAUCACCCCACGGAGGACAACAAAGACGCUUUUUACCGCAGUCGCCGCCACCUUCAGCAACGACUGCGCGAGAGUCAGGACGCCUGGACUGCUCGCAAUGCUGAGGAGAUCCAAGACUACGCGGACCGCAACGAGUGGAAGAACUCCUUCUCCGCUAUCAAAGUUGUCUACGGUCCGCCGACGAAGGUCACUGCCCGUCUCCUCAGCGCCGACGGUAGCACCCUCCUGGCUGAGAAGACACAAAUUCUACAGCGAUGGGCCGAGCAUUUCCGAGGCGUCCUCAACAGCCCCUCCGCCAUCUCCGACGCCGCCAUAGAGCGUUUGGCGAAAGUGGAGACCAACGUGGACCUCGACCUCCCGCCAUCUCUCCAGCAAACCAUCAGGGCCGUGCAGCAGCUCUCCAGCGGGAUGGCACCCGGAUCGGACGCAAUCCCUGCUGAGGUCUACAAGCACGGUGGUUCCCAACUGAUGGAUGACCUGACUGCGCUCUUCCAGGAGAUGUGGCGUCAAGGUGAAGUCUCGGAAGGUUUCAAGGACACAACAAUUGUGCACCUAUACAAACGAAAAGGGAACCGCCAAGUCUGCGACAACCACGGCGGCAUCUCCUUGCUGAACAUCGCCGGGAAGAUCUUCGCUCGAAUCCUCCUCAACCGUCUAAAUAAACAUAUCGAACAGGGCCUUCUGCCGGAAAGCCAGUGCGGAUUCCGCCGACUUCGUGGGACCACGGACAUGAUCUUCGCCGCCCGUCAACUUCAGGAGAAGUGUCAAGAGAUGCGGACCCACCUAUACUCCACGUUCGUAGACCUGACGAAAGCCUUCGACACGAUGAAUCGUGAAGGACUGUGGAAGAUCAUGCAGAAAUUCGGCUGUCCCGAGCGUCUCAUUCAGAUGGUACAUCAGCUGCACGACCGCAUGAUAGGCGAUUCACGGACAACGGAGCUGUCUCAGAGGCAUUCGCAGUAA